Molecule: messenger RNA, 513 nt
Organism: Penicillium verrucosum
Lineage: Eukaryota; Fungi; Ascomycota; Eurotiomycetes; Eurotiales; Aspergillaceae
Exons: 3
Coding region: 1-513 (170 amino acids)
Molecular function (GO): oxidoreductase activity, acting on NAD(P)H
Source: RefSeq, a predicted model, not a curated record
AUGCCUCAACUGGACUUCAACCGGACCUCAACACCGGGCAUCGGUCUGAAUACCUACAUCGCCCCAGCACUUGCCGGUUACAUCAAGCACCCCCUCAUCUUCAGCACGGAUGUUGCCGGUGAAGUCGUCGAGGUCGGUCCUGGCGUGCAGCGUUUCCGCUUAGGCGACCGAGUCUGCGGUAGUGCUGCGGCCAUUGCAAAAGAGGUCAACCGUCCAGCCGAGGGAGCUUUCCAGCUCUAUACGGUAACGAGACAGAAUAUAUUGACACCAAUUCCACCCAGCAUCACCGAUGAACCGGCAUGUGUCUUGGGGCUGGGUCUUGGAACUGCCGCAUACGGCCUCUUCCACCCAGAUUAUCUGGGAAGGUCAGGCUUGCCGCGCACCGUCAUCAUCACUGGUGGCACUUCGAGUGUUGGUAGUAACGCUGUACGACUUGCUGUCGGCGCUGGAUACCAAGUCUUGUUUACGUCGUCUCUAAAGAACUUUGACUAUGUCAAGGGUGUCGGUGCUUGA